UGUGUGUUUGUGAUGGAGGGGGCUUCUGUGCCACCGACUCCCUGUGACAGAGGCAGGCAGGAUGGCACGACAGCAGUUGCUAACCAGCAGUAGCAGACUAGCAGCUUGUCCCGGGGCACACUGAUGCAGAGCGAGACAUAGCUGACUCCACUGCUGCCAACUCAACGCUAACGGGUCUGUAGUCACAGUCGUGCUAGGGUGCAUCUUUGUGCACCUCGGGGUGUGUGCUUGGGAACAGAGGAGAUCCAGGCAGUCCUGCUAAUGUUCCAUCAGCUGAGCUUUUAGCUGUAGCCCCAGCAGGUGGUUCUCACUUCAACAUCAUGCUGCACCUCACGCUGCUCCUCCAUCUCCUGCUCUUCUCACUCUCUGCUGCAGAUGCAUGGUUUCAUGGGGAGGCACCUGACUUUUAUAGAGAUGAAGCCACAGGUUUCGGGCCAGUGUUCGAGGAGCAGCCGGUGGAAACCAUCUACCCCGAGGAGUCGCCCGAGGCCAAAAUCACCCUAAACUGCCGCACUCGAGCCAAUCCACCUGCCACAUACAUAUGGAAGCUGAACAACAUGAUCAUUGACCUGAAUGAAGAGGGCAGCCAGUACAGUUUAGUAGGAGGCAACUUGGUCAUCAGCAACCCAAUCAAAAACAAACAUGAAGGAAACUACUCCUGCAUGGCUUCCAACACGUUCGGCACAGUCGUCAGCCGAAAGGGCUCGGUCCAGUUUGGAUACCUCGAUCUUUUCUCGUCAGAGGAGAGGGAGACGGUGAAAGUCAAAGAGGGACAGGGGGCAGUGCUGCUCUGCGCGCCCCCACCACAUCAUUCAGCCGAGCUGUCAUUCCGAUGGAUCCUCAAUGAAUUUCCCACCUUCAUCCCCCUGGACAAGCGGCGCUUUGUCUCCCAGUCAAACGGUAACCUCUAUAUCUCCAAGGUGGACUCCACAGACACCGGCAACUACUCCUGCAUUGCGUCCAGCCCAUCCAUUUCCAAGAGCGUUUUCUCCAACUACAUCCCCCUCGUGCCUCUGGCUGAACGUCCCAUCAGGAAAUACCCUGCUGACCUCAAUGUCAAGUUCCCAGACACCACUGCUCUGGUGGGGCAGAAUAUCACCUUGGAGUGCUUCGCUUUGGGAAAUCCAGUACCUGAGAUCCACUGGAAGAAGUUAGAGGGGCCGCUGCCACCCAAUCACGAGGUGCGGAUGGCAGGGGCUCAUCUGCACCUGUACAAUGUGCAGUUUGAAGAUGGUGGCACCUAUCAGUGUGAGGCGGUGAACUCCAGAGGAAAGGACUACCACACCGGUCGUGUGUCUGUAGAGGCUUUCCCUGAGUGGGUGGAGCACAUCAGCAGCACAGAGAAAGACCUCGGUAGCGAGUACACUAUGUCCUGCGUGGCCAGCGGUAAACCCAAACCACGAAUCCACUGGCUGAAAAAUGGAGAACCGCUCGACAGGAAAGAGAUGAAGUUCAGCAGCUUGACGUUUGACGAUUCAGGGAUGUACCAGUGCAUAGCGGAGAAUCACCAUGGAGUCAUCUAUGCCAAUGCUGAGCUGCGUGUGUUUGCCUGCGCUCCCACGUUUGAACUUAACCCAGUGAAGAGAGUCCUGGCUCCGAAAAAUGGCCGGGUGGUGAUCGAAUGUCGCCCCAAAGUGGCCCCGAAGCCCAACUUCUCCUGGAGCAAAGACACAGAGCUGCUCUCCAACUCUACCAGGGUGUUCAUCUUGGAGGAUGGCAGCCUUGAGAUCCUCAAUGUGACGCGAGCGGAUGAAGGCAGGUACACCUGCUUUGCUGAAAAUGACUGGGGCAAGGCCAACAGCACGGGCGCUCUGCUGGUUACAGAGUCCACAAAGAUCACCUUGGCACCGUCCAAUGUCGACGUCAAGGUGGGUGAGAAUGCCUGGAUGCAGUGCGCCGCGUCACACGACUCAACGUUGGACAUCACCUUCAUUUGGUCCCUGGAUGGCCGCGUCAUCGACCUGCACAAGGAGAGCCAACAUUAUGAACGCACACCGAAUGGAAGCUCAAAUGGUGAGUUGCUGAUAAAAAAUGCCCAGCUGAAGCACGCGGGACGAUACAGCUGCACUGCACAGACCACCGUUGACAACAUCACCGCCUCUGCCCACCUGGUCGUCAGGGGUCCCCCCGGUGCCCCAGGUGGGGUGCGAGUGGUGAACAAAACGGACAAGAGUGUAACGCUGCACUGGAGCCGUGGAGCAGACAACCACAGCCCCAUCUCCAAAUACACGAUCCAGUACAGGGAUUCCCUCACAAACGACGUCUGGAAGAUCGGCAGCACAUCUCCUGCAGACGUGGAGGGGAAUACAGAGGUAGCUACAGUGGUGAAUUUGUUCCCCUGGACUGAAUAUGAGUUCAGGGUGUUUGCCACCAACACCCUGGGGACAGGAGAGCCGAGCGAUCCGUCACCUAAAGACAAAACCCUGGAAGCAAUUCCUGUGGUGGCGCCCUCGGACAUCAGCGGUGGCGGAGGCACGAGCAGAGAACUGACCAUCACAUGGACGCCUGUACAGCCACAGUACUACUAUGGUCCAAACUUUGGCUACAUCGUGGCCUUUAAACCUCAAGAUGAUUACCAGUGGAGGACGAUGGUAGUGGCUGACCCCCAGGCCAGCCGCUACGUCCACAAAGAGUCCUCCAUCCCGCCUCUGACCAAGUUUCAAGUCAAAGUCAAAGCGUUCAACAGCGAAGGAGAGGGACCCUACAGCCUCACAGCCAUCAUUUCUUCUGCACAGGAUGCUCCAUCCGAAGCUCCUGGAAGUGUCAAAGGCAAAGCGCUCUCUGCCACAGAUGCGUCUGUGUGGUGGCUGCCCCUCUUACAGAGCAAUAUAGAUGGAUACCAGGUGAAGUACUGGAGGAGUCAUGAGGACGGUGAGGCCGGGGCCCAGAGGGUGGUGGUGCCCAGGAGGGAGAACCACACCAGGUUGGAGGGUAUGAAGCCCGACUCCAUUUACCUCAUCGAGGUUCGGGGUUACAACUCUGCAGGAUACGGGCCGCCCAGCCAGCACCUCCAGAUCCACACCAAGAAAGCCCCUCCAAGUCGACCCCCAAAAAUAAUAGGUAAAAAGUUAAAGGGCCAGUCUGUAAAUAUUGCCUGGGAAGACGUUGAACCGCUGGAUAGUGAGGCCUCGAUAGAUGGUUACAAAGUGCUGUACAGGCAGCAGGGUCACUCAACAGGGAUUCUGUACACAACAAGUAAGCGGUUCAUCGAUCUUCCCCUGCACGCAGAUGGGACCUUUGUGGUGGAGGUCCGGGCUCACUCAGAAGGAGGAGACGGGGCUGUGGCACAAAUCCACAUCACAGGUGGAUGUGCGAUGGCCGCCCAGUCUCUCGGCGUACUUUCCCUGCUCCUGGUGGCUCUCCUCUGCCUGAACCUCUGAAUGUAGCGCCAUCUUUGUCUUCACUUCUCGUGAAGAAGACUCUUUAUGGUAGACGCCUGUAAGGACUUUGGGACUUUCCACACUCUUUUUGGUUCCACCCUACGUGGGACGUCGUAUUCCAACUCUUCCCCUCUGGAAUUUGUUUGUGGGAAAAGACGGAAACGGAAAAAAUUGGAAAUGGACAAAGACAUCCCUUAUUUAUCCACAAAAACGCCUCUUUGGAGGAGCGUCAAAGGGGUUCUGUCAACUUUUUAAAUAUGCCUUAUAUAAAUGACUGCACUUAUCUUUCACAGUAACUUGUUUUACAAUGGAGCAUGACUGAAAAUGUGAACAUUACACGUUGCACAGGUUGGCUUAAGGUUUUUUAACAUGAAGGCUUCAUUUGAUUGGUGAUAUUUUGAAAAAUUUAUCCUACAGCACAUUCCACAGUUUAUGGUGAACAAGUAUCUGUGAAGGAUAAGUGAAUGAGUUUAUAAAAAUGUCUUUGUCUGUCUUUACUUGCAGUUCAGUGGCAUUUUCGUAUGUUUUCUUUCUAAAUGAAGCACAUUCUCUGUUACAGAGAUACAGUCAAAGCAAAUUUCAGCCUUUCACAUACUUGAUUUUAUAACAAGCAUCAUAGAGAAAAGAGCUAUUUAUGUCAUGCCUAAAUACUAUAUCCAAUAAUUGAUAUCGUUUUGUUAUCUAAUAUAUUAUGGAUGUAGUGAAGAAAAAAAUAGAUUGGUUUGACCUGGAAUCUGUGCUUAUUUCCGAACCGUAACAUGAGCUCUGUUAAUAGAGAAACACUAAAAAUCGUGUGCAUGUUAACAUUGUUCCAAUACGUACGUUUUAAAUGGUUUGGGAGUUUAAGCACAUGGAUCCAUAUUUGCAAAACUGAAUGUAAAGCAAACCACAGGGGAACAUAUCAAACAUGCAGUUUCAAAUAUAAAACUGCUGCAAACAUGUAACAGUUGUUAUUCUGAUUGCUUACCGCCUGUGGUAAUAAUUGUACGUCUGGGUCAAUGUUGUUAUCGAUGCUUAAAAAAACUGCUUCAUGUCACUGACCUAAAGCUAAAUCAAGAGUACGUUUGUUUUGACUGUAUCAUUAGGACCUCGGUGGUACCAACCGGUGCUUUGUCAAGAAUGUUGGCAUCUUAUUUAGUGUUGACAUUUUCAUUUCAUCUCUCUCAUUUAUGGCUAUGUGUGAGAGUCACUAUUAACAGUUACAGUGAACAGUAGCGACACUCAUGCCCUCCAAUAACUGUGCAAUGUCUGACUCAUCUGUGGCUACUUUAUAUUUUCCAAUAAGACAACUUGGCUAGCUCCUAUAAUUGUAUAGUCUUGUAUAUUUCAGUUUUCAUUAUAAGCAAAGGCAUCAUUCCAUGUCGGUGGAAAGAGUCAAAGGUGACUGAAUGACUUUGUCUUCACUCCAUUAUUUUUGACUUUUUAUUAACAAAGAGAUCUAUAAACAUUAUCAACUGUUUUUGUUUUAUGACUCAUAUAUUUGUAUGUCUUCACCCAACUCUGUUUGGACAGUUUAAAUGUUCAUUUCCCUCAACAACGAAUGCUGCGUGAUGAGUUCCUACGAUUCACUUGUUGUGUGACUGAUGCUAGCCGUGCUUCUACAUUGUGACUAUAUCAACAUCCACCACAAAGUGCUUUUGCCGGUCAUUCCUUCAUGCGACAAAUCAUAAGAAGAGUUGCCAAAUGCAUGAAUGCCGAGAACCUUGACUGACAUGUUGGUCGAGGCGGUGGCUCUACGUUUGAACAUGCAUGACAGUGGAGACAACGUGUACAUUACUUUGCAACAAAUCGACAUCAUAGCAACUUCUCAACCUCUGUGCUUCAUGCGAAUUACAUUCCAUUCCAUUACUGAGUGACAUCCCCGUAUGUCCGAGACAGUCUACACCUAGGCCUAACGUGGGCUUCAUUGAGCCAGUCAUCUUAGGGCGAGUCUUUAGAGAGAAAACUCGUACAAUGACUAAAGUAAUGUCACUCGUCACAGCUCAGAAAUGGUUCUGCAGUCUUGUGCACACGACGGUUGGGAUGUGAUGGCAUCACUGGUGGCGGUGGCAGCAUGUCUGGCUGUUUGCUGAUGUUCAGUGCUUCGCUGGAGGGCUGAAAGUGGGACCUCUCAUUGGCUGGAUAAGGAACAAUAAAAGUGUAGAUAACUAUUAAA
Molecule: messenger RNA, 5535 nt
Organism: Scophthalmus maximus (turbot)
Lineage: Eukaryota; Metazoa; Chordata; Actinopteri; Pleuronectiformes; Scophthalmidae
Product: contactin-1a-like
Exons: 24
Coding region: 321-3380 (1019 amino acids)
Biological process (GO): cell-cell adhesion; brain development
Molecular function (GO): cell-cell adhesion mediator activity
Source: RefSeq, a predicted model, not a curated record